Molecule: messenger RNA, 1482 nt
Organism: Mesorhabditis belari
Lineage: Eukaryota; Metazoa; Nematoda; Chromadorea; Rhabditida; Rhabditidae
Source: the annotation of a GenBank genome assembly
AUGUCGACUUUUCUCACGGCAACCACGUGUUAUUUGGUGAAAAAGGAACGCUUUCUUCGCGCGAAUCGCUCCAUUCACACCGAGCUUUGGUCGAAAAGACUUUGCGGGAAAUCGAUUGAAUAUAAUGGAUUUCCAUUGAAAAACGACUCCGAUCAGCGACGAGAUCAAACGACCCUACCAAAAGAUUGGAACUUUCUCGCCGUCGUUCGAGAGCCGAUCUCUCGUUUCAUUUCUGGUUACAUCAACAAAUGUAUAAUUGAAAGGCAAAGUCGGACAAAAUACGCGAAAAAUUGCUACUCCUGUGCUGGGAAUAUGACAUGUUUUGUGGGGAAAUUGUAUAAAAACGCGAAAAUGUUUGUGCAAGCUAAAGGAAAAAAAUAUCUCAGCUAUGAGGGGAAACAUUUCUUCCCGCAAACAUGGUACUGUGCUUUCAAUCAAUUUCCCUAUUCGAUUGUUCAUUACGGAGAUUCGGCUCUUGCAAGAAUUAAUAUGACACAACAAAUCAUUGCAUUCCUUAAAAAGGCUAGAGUUCAACAGAUCUCAAGAGCAUUCCUGGGUAUUGCAUCUGUUGCUUUGGUAAUUUUUGUGAUCGUGAAUACUCCAGAGAAUUAUAUGCCUGCAAUGAUCGAGAUGAAAGCAAGAAGUGGAAUAAGCGAACUGGGGAGACUUUCAUUAGAAGUGUCCGCUGAAUGCUCACUGGAUCGAGACAGUCCCUGUCUACCGCCACUCGUUAACAAAACUUCCACAUGGGUGGUUUCACACGGGAAUAAACUGGCUUUUUGCAAAAUCGAGAAAGUGAUGUCAACAUUUAUGACGGCCACUCUCUGUUAUUUGAAUCGAUCGAAAGAAUUUCUGGCUAAAGGUCGAAAUAUACACACGGAUACGUGGUUUAUUAGAUUUUGUGGUGGAGAGAUCGAGAUCGAGGGACGAUACAAUGUGUUACCAGUUAAUUAUUCGUUAGCUGCCGUCAUUCGUCAUCCGAUCACACGAUUUCUCUCAGGAUUCAUGGAUAAAUGUGUCUACGAGCAAAAACAGUCUCCGAAAUUGUGUUACAAUUGCCAACGGAAUCUAAGCUGUUUCUUGGACAAUUUCUACAAGAAAGGGCGUCGUUUUUCGAAUAAUCCAUUUGGACCAGACUAUGAGCAAAAACACUUUUUACCGCAAAACUGGUAUUGUCCAUUCCGGGCACAACAAUAUUUCAUUGUUCCUUAUGGUGAUGAUGCUUUUGGAAAAGUCGUGAUGAAGGAGAAAUUUCUUGAUGUAAUACGAGCCGCUAAUGGGACUGAUGAACAACUCGAGUACAUUGAAAAAGAGCUGAACUACAAGUCACCGCAUGCGACGAAAAAGAACGACUUAAAAAAUGUGUAUUUGAAGAAAUUGCUUGCAACGCCGGAACUUUUCAAGAAAUUCCUUCACAUUUUCUAUUACGAUUUUAUCUUUUUUGGUAUCCCGUUGCCAGGUCUAGAGCCGAGCAACGAAUCA